AUGGCAUCGAUGUCGUCGAGCCUCUCGCUGCCGUGCCUCGCCCUCCAGUGCGACUUGGGCCGGUCGACGUCGACGGUGCUGCUCAGCGUGCCGGAGAAGAAGGUCGUCGCCACGGCGGCCGACGUCGACGCCCUCAUCGCGCCAGCGCUGGCCAACAAGAGCGUACUGCCCACGGCGCGUGGCUACGUGCUCGCCCGGGACCCCGCCUCCCUGGCCACCUUCCUCUACAGCCCCCAGAGCCGCCGCAAGAUCGACCUGCCGCCGCUAGCCAUCGACCAGGACCUGCUCAGGCACGGCGCCCACUGCCUGCUCUCCCACGAGCCCACCGAUCCCAGCUGCGUCGUGCUCCUCGUCGAGCCCAACACCACCUUCAUCUGGCACCUCCGCCUCGCCGGUGACCAGACGCAGUGGCAGAGACACGAGUACGACAUCGGGUCCCAAGUGUACGACGACGACGAGGAUGACGAAAAGCAUCCGGCCUGGGUCGGGAAGACCGUGAUCCGCCAGAUUAGCGCGUGCCGCGGCAAGUUCUACUUCAACCUGCCCUCGACCGAGCUGGGCGUCGUCGACUUCUCCGCUGGCCCGCCGGCUUUCGGCUCGAUCCCCGCCGGGUGCCACGACGAAGGGGAGUAUGCCGUGGUGGGCAGGGUUUUCCUGGUGGAAUCCGGAGGGGAGCUCUACAUGGUAAAGCUGCUGAUGGACGAGGCCAACCUGAACAAGUACACGGGCUUGAGCGUCUACGUGAUGGAUUUCGAGCGGACGCGGUGGCGCAGGGUGGGUGAUCUCGGCGGCCGCACCUUCGUCAUGGCGCCAGUCUACGUCGGCGCCUCGUGCGAGGCCGGACGGCUCCGAGGCGACUGCGUGUACGUGGUGUGCCCAAUGUCAAAGGAGUUGCAGGUUUUCGACGUCAAGGCCGGCAGCAUCCAGACGCAGAGGCUUGACGAAGCUCCCUUCUCGAACAACGGAUUUUGGGUGCUUCCCACUAGCUGCUAA
Messenger RNA from Triticum turgidum subsp. durum (durum wheat), 993 nucleotides. NCBI's taxonomy places the organism in Eukaryota, Viridiplantae, Streptophyta, Magnoliopsida, Poales, Poaceae. The record is from the annotation of a GenBank genome assembly.